Messenger RNA from Kwoniella mangroviensis CBS 8507, 1116 nucleotides. RefSeq lists its product as uncharacterized. Lineage: Eukaryota; Fungi; Basidiomycota; Tremellomycetes; Tremellales; Cryptococcaceae. The record is from RefSeq and is a predicted model, not a curated record. Gene Ontology annotation, biological process: DNA repair. Gene Ontology annotation, molecular function: ATP-dependent polydeoxyribonucleotide 5'-hydroxyl-kinase activity; double-stranded DNA binding; polynucleotide 3'-phosphatase activity. The coding region runs from base 1 to 1116 and encodes 371 amino acids. The transcript is spliced from 2 exons.
AUGACCAUCGGCGACUCCCUCAAGCAGAGCACUGCUUCAAUCCCCUCAAUUAGCAGGCAACUUGGACUACCAGUCUCAUCCACGAAUGCAGCUCAGACCGACGACUCUCCUCAGCAGGACGCUCCGUUAGCCAUUCCAGUUUUCUCUGUGAUGUCUUCAGGUCAAGAUCCUCCGAUACUGCUUAUCCUCGUCGGCCUGCCAGGCUCAGGCAAAACCACUUUCUCAGAAGCGCUGGUCUCUCAAUCCAUAGGCGAUCAUCGAAAAUGGAUCAGAGCUUCACAGGAUGAUGCACCCAAUAGACGAAGACAGGAAUGCGAAGCGAUAGUGAGACAAGCCCUGCAAGAGGGACAUAACGUUGUGGUGGACAGGGUAGACUUCGAUCCUGUUCAACGAAGUCAUUUUAUAAAUAUAGCAUAUUCGAUCUAUCCUCAACCUACAAUAUACGCGCUGACUCUUUCCGUCUCACAAUCGACACUUGAAAGGAGACUAGAAUACCGACCAGAUCAUCCUACUAUACCUGAUCUCGAGACUGGUCUGAGAGUGUUGCGACAGAUGAGAAACCAGUAUAGACCGCCUCUGCCUACCGAAGCAGAAGGGUUCGAUAGGAUUUUUGAACUGCCUGAGCGGGAUCAGCCUUUUGAUGGGAUAUGGACGAGUGAUAUAAUAGAAGAGGUGCUGAAGAAGGUUGAAAAUGAGGGGGCGAAGGAAAUAGGAGAAAGGAAGAUCUUAGUAUCACAAAAUGGCAGUGGUGGGUAUCAUAAUUACAACACUGGACAUCUGUCUGGGUUUGGCAGAGGAAGAGGAAGGGGAAGGAGCGAUGGAGAUUCUGAUCGAGGAAGGGGUGGUAGAGGGAUUCCUGGACACUCAAGAGGUACAUAUGGGAAUGGAAAUAGAUACAUUGAUGGAUACAGUCACAGUAGAGAUGACAAUUCGACGUGGAAUCGAGGCACAUAUCAAUACAACCCGACAUACAGAGGAAGAGGGUACAACGGGACAUAUCAAGGUCAACCUCAUCAAUCACUACCACGAGCUCAUGCUCAACCAUAUCAAUCGUCAUAUCGCUCGUACAACGACGGACCAUCGAAUUUACGACCGGACCCGACUUCACCACCAUGA